Drosophila erecta is the source of this 4310-nucleotide messenger RNA. RefSeq names its product inositol-trisphosphate 3-kinase A (gene IP3K2). Gene Ontology annotation, biological process: inositol phosphate biosynthetic process. Gene Ontology annotation, cellular component: nucleus; cytoplasm. Gene Ontology annotation, molecular function: inositol-1,4,5-trisphosphate 3-kinase activity; inositol tetrakisphosphate kinase activity. The coding region runs from base 1133 to 3799 and encodes 888 amino acids. The transcript has 5 exons. The record is from RefSeq and is a predicted model, not a curated record. Lineage: Eukaryota; Metazoa; Arthropoda; Insecta; Diptera; Drosophilidae.
CGCGGCAAUUGGAGCAGUUACCGGUGUGUGCGUGUAUACGUGCGGGAUCAUUGCACAUUGCGUCAACGUUUCAAGAUCACAAUUACAAUUACCCCGCCGCAGUGGCAGUAGCACCAAAAACCCCACCUGAAUUGCGAGAACAGUGGCAAAAGCAACCGAAAGUUGUAAAUAACACAAUUUGUCGAAGAAAACUAUCAACAAUAAUAAGACCCCCGCACAACAGCUGCUCUACGUCGCUGCGCCACUUCACUCCGCGGCUCAACAAUUCUUCUCUACGAUUCUUCGAGCUUCCCCUCCCCUCGCCUCGCAUCGCCCCGCCUCCCCGCCCCAUCGAUACACCCCUCCCCACUGCUCUUCUCGAUUCUUCGCCCCUCCGCCGGCCCCGCUGGAAAAAACGGGCAGAGCUGCAGAGCCGCAGAAAGCGAUUUCAGUUCGGCGACGGCAGCGCACAGGUGCCAUUCGGAAAGUGCGGACGUAGAAUGUUUGCCGGGGAUUCCAGUGGCAUAUUCACCUAUAAUUUUGCUGGAAUUUUGUCUCGACACCAGCGUUAGUAGCGCGUUUCGACGGCACACAGUUUGCAACACCGUUUUCCAACACAAUACCCCCUCUUUCCUUAUCAGUAUCGCCUAAUCAUUACAACCACUCAUUCAUUGCCGAAGUUUUCACUACUUUCUCUUUCUGUCAUCCCUUUGGUAGCCAGCCUUUUCUAACUGUUCCUAUCCACCCUUGGCACUCUUUACAUUCUCUUUCCUAACGGAAAUCUUCACUGCUUUUAUCUAUCUUUUAUCGUCUUAUCGCCAGCCUUUCACUUUUAUCUCGUCCCUAAAGUUUCUCCAUUUUACCAUCUCCAAAUGGAACUCUUUACCUAAGCACUUUUUAGUAAUUCAGCUACGUAGAAUAUUCUUUCCGUUUAAUGCCUAAUUAUAGCAUUAUUUUCAAAUCUUUGCUCAUAACAUCUUCCUUAUCACCUAUAUAUCAUCCAUAUCAUCCUUGGUGUUCACCCAACGCAUCCCGCUCCUAUUUCAUUAGUCCUAACUAACUAAUAACACUCCCAUAUACCUGUACCCGUACCCACCUGUACCCCACCUGUACCCCACCUCUCCCCGCGAUCCAGCCAGGCCAUCCAUGUGAGAUGAGUGCGUGCGACGGCGCUACGGGAACGGUUUCGCGAACGUCUGACGCCCCCGCUUUCCAAUUCGAUGUCAUGCCAAAGAUAACGAUGUCGCCGUCGCAGUUGACGUCGCCGUCGCCGUCGCCGUUGUCGAAAGCGUCGGCAGCGAGGGCGAAAAUGACGAAAACGAAAACGACAGCAACAACGACAACGAGGAGAACGGUUAAAAUUGAAAAUAAAUGGACGGCGGCAGAGGCAACGGCGUUCAGUUAUCAGCGAACAGCGGAGCAGAUUGGAGCUAGUGUCAGAGCCAUAGCCAGAACCAAAGCAGCAGCUACAGCCAGCGGUAGAGCAACCCAGCGAAGUGGUGGCGGCAAUCCAUGUGAAGAGGCAUCCGUCUCCGAGUUGGCCCUUCGCAAGGCGCAAUUGAAAGCGCAGUUUUUCGGCGAUCAAGUGGGUGGAUCAGACCGCAGAGGCAACAAGAUCACCUGCAACAGCAGCAGCACCACCACCACCAACACUACUUACCGCACUGCUUACCCCAGGUGCAAGACGGAACGAGGCAAGCCGGUGCAACAGCUGAUCGAUCAGUUCCAGGCCAUGAUAGUCCAGCAGCAACAGCAGCUGAGCAACGAGGAUCAGCCCAAGACGCUGCCCGGAGCCACUGCAUCCAAUUCGGAUGAGGGCUGCAAUGUCACCGGUAGCGGACUGAGUCCCUAUAGCAGCGACAAUGAGGAUAACAGCCUAUCGCCAAGGCAGCGCAAAAUGAAGGUCACACGCUGUGCCAGCAGUGAUUCCGCCCUGGGCCUGGAUGUGGACGAUGGCGGCAUGGAUGCACCAUUGCCGCCCCAACGCCGGAUGACACUCACCGUAACGGAUUUACCCCUGCGACCGGCUCUGCUGCCACUGGCCGAACCCACAGCCCUGCCAGAUUCACCACUGACAUCGCCCACCGGCGGUGCCAAUCCGAGCGUGGGUGUGCCCACCAAGGUGCUGCUCGAGGAGCGAGUGGUGGCCGCACCGGGCUCGCGACGUGAAUCCACCCAGAGCUCGUACAGCGAACUGGGCGCCAGUGGACUGCCGCUGGGCGUGCGCUAUGUGCGCACACCAUCCGUGGUGGUCAGCGACUAUUCGGAUGACAUAACCGCCUGCGGCAUCAGCAUGGAGGAGAUGGAAUACUUUCGGCUGCAACGGGCGCGUGGCCAGCGUCGCUGUUCCCUGGAGGCGGGACAUCACAGUCAUAGCGGCGGGCACGGCGCACAUGGAUCGCACGGUGGAUCGGGAGCGGCGGGAAUGUCGCCGGGAUGUGGCAAGGACGAUGGCCAGUCGGAUGUCAGUGCGGCAAGUAGUUGCAGUAACCUCUACUAUUGUGGAUCCACCAUUUCCGCCCUGGAUGGUGGCGAGUGCAUCGUGAAUGGAGUCCGUGUGGCGCUCGCCAGGAAUAGCAGCACCCAGAGCAGCAGUCUCAGCGAUGAGGAGGAACAGGAGGAGCAGGAGGAGGAGGAGGAUCAGGAGGAUCAGGAGGUGGAUGACGAGGAUCGUGACGAGCAGGAUCGCGAUGCGGAGGAGCUGCUCCAGGACGACUACGAGCGGGGGGCUAGCGAACGUGAGAGGGAGCGGCAGAUCAGCGAACUUAUGGCCGCCACGCAGCUUGGUGAUCGUCAGCGGGAUCGAUCCAAGAAGAGCUCCGGCUGGCGGAAGAUCCGCAACAUCGUCCAGUGGACGCCCUUCUUCCAGACGUACAAGAAGCAGCGCUAUCCAUGGGUCCAACUGGCCGGACACCAGGGCAACUUCAAGGCCGGUCCCGAGCCGGGCACCGUGCUCAAGAAGCUCUGCCCCAAGGAGGAGGAGUGCUUCCAGAUCCUCAUGCACGAUCUGCUGAGGCCCUAUGUGCCCGUUUACAAGGGCCAGGUGACCAGCGAGGAUGGCGAACUCUACCUGCAGCUGCAGGAUCUGCUCAGUGACUAUGUGCAGCCGUGCGUCAUGGACUGCAAGGUGGGUGUGCGCACCUAUCUGGAGGAGGAGCUGUCCAAGGCCAAGGAGAAGCCCAAGUUGCGCAAGGACAUGUACGACAAGAUGAUCCAGAUCGACAGCCACGCCCCCACCGCCGAGGAGCACGCGGCCAAGGCGGUGACCAAGCCACGUUAUAUGGUCUGGCGGGAGACCAUCUCCAGCACGGCCACGCUGGGAUUCCGCAUCGAGGGCAUCAAGAAGAGCGAUGGCACCAGUUCCAAAGAUUUCAAAACGACGAAGUCACGCGAACAAAUCAAGUUGGCCUUUCUCGAGUUCCUCAGCGGUCACCCACAUAUAUUGCCCCGCUACAUACAGCGUUUGCGAGCCAUAAGGGCCACCCUGGCGGUAUCGGAAUUCUUCCAGACCCACGAGGUCAUCGGCAGCUCCCUGCUCUUCGUCCACGACCAGACCCACGCCAGCAUAUGGCUCAUUGACUUCGCCAAGACGGUGGAGCUGCCGCCGCAGCUGCAGAUCGAUCACUACUCCGCCUGGAAGGUGGGCAACCACGAGGACGGCUAUCUCAUCGGUAUCAACAACCUCAUUGAUAUCUUUGUGGAGCUUCAGGCAUCCAUGGAGGCGCAGGCGAACGCGAAGGCGGAGACGGAGGCGGAGGCGAUUCAGUCACCCGUUUCUGUCGGAGAUCGAGCAGAGGAGACGGAAGAAAGCAAACCCUGAUGGGAAAUCUUUACAUUUCUACACGGGGGUUUUGGGGCUGGGCCCCGAAGACAAAGACAUUUUCAAUUUCCGAAUCGAUUAAUCCCCAAUUCCUAGGCUAAGUUAUCUAAUUUUUUUUUUGUGUUUUUUUUUCUAACAGUUUGCGUACAUUUAACCCCUUAAGUUUAAAAUCAAAGACUGAAAUCACAAUAUGCAUACAGAUAUUUUUACUAUAUACGAUAUACGCCUACAUAUAUAGGAGAUAUAUAGCCCGGCCUAUAUGUGCUGCUGCAGUAGUGUAAUUUAUUUAUCCAAAAAAAAAAAAAUCACGUUUGGCGAAUCCUAGCGAGACCCGAAUAGCUGGACAUAACCCCCACAAGGCAGUUGAAACUGUCGAUCGAAAAGUAACUAAGAAAAGAACACCAACACGCAACAAGAACUUAGACUAAGUUUUUAAUAUAAUGGUUAUGCGACUACCUACUAAAUACUACUAAUUGUGCACUAUUAAAUUCAGUUAAACCAGAAAAACGAA